Molecule: messenger RNA, 730 nt
Organism: Malus domestica (apple)
Lineage: Eukaryota; Viridiplantae; Streptophyta; Magnoliopsida; Rosales; Rosaceae
Source: RefSeq, a predicted model, not a curated record
UUAAGACGCAAAAGCAAGCUCUUAAUUAAAUUGUUUCUAUAAGGUCCAGUUUGUAUUAGUUGAUCGUUGAUGGAUCAAGCGUCAGAGAACUCCAUGUUAAAACCAGAGGAUUCCCACGCGAACACAGGUGCAAAACGAUUGUUCCUUCCUCAAAAUGGACAGAGGACUCCAACAACCAUUGCCUUCUCAUUGAUAUCCCAGGAGCCUAUCUGUUACAUGAAUUCAGCUGGCGAAAUAUCAAUCAUGGGAUCGAGGGAAGUGAACGAAACAACAUCCGAGCAUUUUGUGGAGAAUUUUACCCUUCCACCAAACUCAGAUGCCAGUAAGUACACCGUAAAAUUUGUCAAUGAGAUUCUGUAUGUCACCGUACCAAAGGUGGAACCCAAAAAUGAAGGAGAGCAUGGCUCAAACAAAGUUGAUGGCAUAAAGUAUGGCGAUAUAAGAAACUUACUAGGAGAAAAUGGGCACAUAUUCUUUUCUGCAAAAAUAAGGAAACGGGAGGAGGAAGGAGGGAAUAUUAUAAGGACUGCAAUGGAGAUGUUGAACAAAGACAAAGGAAUAGUUAUGACUGCUGUGGUUGCAUUUUCAUUGGUGAUGCUGGUUUAUCGUAAGUUCCAAUCAGCUGGAGAUUAAGGCUAAUUAAGCCAUGUGUUAACUAUUAAUUACGUUACCUCACGUCGUAUGGUUGUCGAUAUAAACGUUCAGAAUAAGAAUUUCGAUGAAUAAGAUA